UGUUGUUUUAACUGCAGGUACCGAGAGGCUAUUCUCAAGUGGGAUGAAGCACUUCAGUUAACCCCAGAGGAUGCUACACUUUAUGAGAUGAAAUCACAGGUCCUGAUGUCUUUACAUGAAAUGUUCCCAGCAGUGCAUGCAGCAGAAAUGGCUGUCCAGAGAAACCCACGUUCCUGGGAUGCCUGGCAGACUUUGGGACGUGCCCAGCUUGGAUUAGGAGAGAUAGCACUGGCAAUCCGAAGUUUCCAGGUAUCCUUACACAUCUUUCCGAUGAACCCCGAAGUAUGGAAAGAGGACCUUUCCUGGGCAAGAAAGCUACAUGAACAGCAGAAGGCAACAAACACUGAGUCAGUUCAAGCACUGCUAAAAGCAAAGGAGCUUGCACAAGAACCAAUCCCCGACUAUGACUUUGAAAGUGAUGAAAUUGUGGCAGUAUGUGCUGCCAUCGCAGAGAAGGAGAAAGCUCUUUCAGCAGCUAAAACAGUAGUGAUUGUGUCUGCUUCAGGUACAGUAGAGACUGUUAUUGAGAAGGACAAUUGUCCCACAACUCCUGAUGAAACCCUUUUCAUCAGAGCUCGAUAGGGCAGCCUCAUGGAUUGCCAUCCUGUAUUAAGAAGUAGUGUUAUUUAUUGUAUUUGUCUUGCUUUGUGUUUGGUUUUUGGGUUUUUUUUAGUUGUA
Empidonax traillii (willow flycatcher) is the source of this 678-nucleotide messenger RNA. RefSeq names its product tetratricopeptide repeat domain 33 (gene TTC33). Gene Ontology annotation, molecular function: protein binding. NCBI's taxonomy places the organism in Eukaryota, Metazoa, Chordata, Aves, Passeriformes, Tyrannidae. The record is from RefSeq and is a predicted model, not a curated record. The transcript is spliced from 3 exons. The annotation marks the transcript as partial.